UCCUCUUCCUCUCUGCGUGGUGUCCACUCACGAAACUGUAUCGUUUCCGGAGUGUUCAUGCCUUCAGAAAUGCUGGAAUUUGAUAGCUAACCACUCUCUGUAAACAAUAACAAUCAACUUUGAAAGGAGGUUUCGUCAUGCGGAUUUGGUCAGUUUUGUUUACGGUCCAUGCCUCUCUUGUGGACUUUUUUGCAAUCUAGCUAGCCAGCAACUAACAAGUCAACAGACUGGUAUCUUCCAGCUGAUCAAAACAAGGUCAAUUGACGAUGCGUGGUGAUGGCCUGGGAGAUGGACAGCUCACAUGGACCAGGGUCACCCCAAAGAGUUCUGCCCAAAAAUGAACAUUCCGAGGUGGAACUGGUCUCCAGAGGUCGGGAGUCCCUCCCUACUUCAUGUGUCAAACAGGAGCGGACAGAAAUAUUUGUUACGAACCCUGAGCCUCAGAGGCCACCGCACAUCAAAGAGGAGGAGUAUGAGACCACAGUCACGCCCAUUUUACUACCUACCAAACAGGAGAGUGAAGACAAGGAGAUUCCUGACUCUAAACCAAUGAAACUUGAGCUUCAUGAUCCAUCCAGCCAAUCAUGCACAGACCAAGAGGAGGAGAAAGCAGAGCUGAAGAAGUCUGGAGGAGUGUCACAUCCAAAGUAUUCCGGUCUCCCUAAGCUUCAGGCCCCCUCUCAGCCCUCGGCAGCUGCAGGCUCCAGUCCUGUGUGUAGGGAGGAAGGUGAGACAGAACCAGAGAUACAGGAGGACCAGGGCCCAGGAGACUGGCUAGCCCCCAUGGAGGACGACGAGGCCCUGGGUGAGUCCCAGCGUCGACUGGGAUUUGAGUCCACCAGCCGCUCCCUUUCUGCCAUGCUGGGCUCCGACUCGGAGUCAGACAACAAGGAGGGGGAAGAGGACCCCACCUGGGCCCCUGCCGACCCCCAGACCCUCCAGGACGACCCAGACGCCGACAUCCCCGCUCUUCGAGAGGCGUCCCCACUGCGGCACAGGAAAAGAACAUCAUCGUCACAAGGUCGAGGCAAAAGAGGUAGAGGUGGUGUCUCCUCGUCUCUGGAACCCAAAAAGAAGCCCAAAAACUUUUCCUGCCAGGAGUGCGGGAAGGCCUUCAUAUCCCGCCGUGACCGGGAGAGACACAUUCGCACUCAUAGCGGGGAGAAGCCGUUCCCCUGCCCCAGAUGCGACAAACGCUUCAACGACAGUGGGAACAUGCGUAAACACAUGCUGAUCCACUCGGGGGAAAGGCCCCACCUCUGUCCAGACUGCGGCAGGGGGUUCUCAGAGAGGGGGAAUCUCUGCAGGCACAGGGCCCACAUCCACGGCAGUAUGCCCAAGUCCGAAUGUGAAGACUGUGGGAAGACCUACAUAGAGAAAGGAGGUCUGGACCGCCACAUCAGAUCUGGAGCCUGCUCUGCAACAAAAAAAGCAUGAAAUAUAUAAAUGAAAAAUGUUCUAGGGGCCUACAAUUACGGCCCAGUUUCACCAGGCACUACCUCCAGCGAUCAAACUAUCAAAGAUAGAUGGCGACUUAACGGCCGGUGACUAGAGAGCUCGGUGAUUCCUUACUGAAGGUAUUUCUCGCAGCAUUAGGGGGUGGGAGAAUUGAGGGAUGGGAAAUUUCAUGAAUCGAGAGAAAUAAUGACAUUGAUUAUGAAAAACAGUUCAUAUGAACCGAGAAAAUGUGUAGAGAAAUCGAUAUGAUAGAUUAUCUAGUCUGUAUUUGUUUUCUACUUCCUAUCAAUCAAUACUUAAAAAAUAUAUAUAUUUUAAGCCAUUUUAUUUUCUCAAGACUCGAAUGGAAAUGGAUAACUGAAUGUCAUUUAAUGUUUGUCCUCCCGAAGAGAGCGUUUUCUCCGUGAGUGCCUUUAUGAGUGCUUUGUGAAUAUGAUGAUCUGUACUUCACUGUUAACGUUAACAAUCAUGGAUCAAG
Coregonus clupeaformis (lake whitefish) is the source of this 1936-nucleotide messenger RNA. Its product is annotated as zinc finger and SCAN domain-containing protein 21. Gene Ontology annotation, cellular component: nucleus. NCBI's taxonomy places the organism in Eukaryota, Metazoa, Chordata, Actinopteri, Salmoniformes, Salmonidae. Bases 277 to 1437 code for a protein of 386 amino acids. The record is from RefSeq and is a predicted model, not a curated record. The transcript has 2 exons.